Acinonyx jubatus (cheetah) is the source of this 2686-nucleotide messenger RNA. It is a transcript of the gene NCF2, whose product is annotated as neutrophil cytosolic factor 2. The transcript has 14 exons. Lineage: Eukaryota; Metazoa; Chordata; Mammalia; Carnivora; Felidae. Gene Ontology annotation, biological process: phagocytosis; respiratory burst; superoxide anion generation. The record is from RefSeq and is a predicted model, not a curated record. Bases 218 to 1603 code for a protein of 461 amino acids. Gene Ontology annotation, cellular component: NADPH oxidase complex. Gene Ontology annotation, molecular function: superoxide-generating NADPH oxidase activator activity; protein binding.
UUUCCUUUUGUCUCACGUUAGGAUUGUGCGUCAGUUGCCAAAAGGUGGGGACAUUUCCUGAACCUUUGCAACACUGAGAGGUUGUCUUCAGGGAGCACAUUGUGAGCACCGCAACAGGGAAGCGAGGGUCUGGGAGCGGCCCCGCUGAGGGAAACACCAGCUUGCCCUCUCCCUGUCCCCUGGCAGCCCCCCCAAGCCCCCUGGCCUGUGCCUGACCAUGUCCCUGGCUGAGGCCAUCAGCCUCUGGAAUGAAGGGGUGCUGGCAGCUGACAAGAAGAAUUGGAAGGGAGCCCUGGACGCCUUCACUGCAGUCCAGGACCCCCACUCCAGGAUUUGCUUCAACAUCGGCUGCAUGCACACAAUCCUGGACAACAUGCCCGAGGCGGAGAAGGCCUUCACCAGAAGCAUUAACCGAGACAAGCACUUGGCAGUGGCCUACUUCCAAAGAGGGAUGCUCUAUUACCGGAUAGAGAAAUAUGAUUCAGCUAUCAAAGACCUUAAAGAGGCCUUGACUCAGCUUCGAGGGAAUCAGCUGAUAGACUACAAGAUUCUGGGGCUGCAGUUCAAGCUGUUUGCCUGUGAGGUGUUAUAUAAUGUUGCUUUCAUGUAUGCCAAGAAGGAGGAGUGGAAAAAGGCUGAGGAACAUUUAGCUUUGGCCAUGAGCAUGAAGUCUGAGCCGAGACAUUCUAAAAUUGACAAAGCCAUGGAAUGUGUUUGGAAACAGAAGCUGUAUGAGCCUGUGGUGAUCCCUGUGGGCAGGCUGUUUCGACCAAACGAGAGGCAAGUGGCUCAGCUGGCCAAGAAGGAUUACCUCGGCAAGGCGACAGUGGUGGCAUCUGUGGUGGAUCAAGACAGUUUCUCGGGGUUUGCCCCUCUGCAGCCACAGGCAGCUGAACCUCCACCCAGACCCAAAACCCCAGAGAUCUUCAGGGCUCUGGAAGGGGAAGCCCACCGCGUGCUGUUUGGGUUUGUGCCUGAGACCGCAGAAGAGCUGCAGGUCAUGCCAGGGAACAUCGUUUUUGUCUUGAAGAAGGGCAAUGAUAACUGGGCUACGGUCAUGUUCAACGGACAGAAGGGGCUCGUUCCCUGCAACUACCUUGAACCACUUGAGCUGCGGAUCCAUGCUCAGCAGCAGCCCCAGGAGGAAGCCUCCCCAGAUUCUGAUAUCCCAGCUCCUCCCAGUUCUGAUGCUCCCGGAAGACCCCAGUUGCCACCAGGUCAAAAAGGAAAAGAAGAGUCCAAGGAAGUAAAGCUCAGCAUUCCCAUGCCCUACACGCUCAAGGUGCACUUCAAGUACACGGUGGUCAUGGAGACGCAGCCCGGGCUCCCCUACAGCCAGGUCCGGGACAUGGUGUCUAAGAAACUGGAGCUCCUGCCGGAGCACACUCGGCUGAGCUACCGGCCUCGGGACAGCAAUGAGCUGGUGCCCCUCUCGGAAGAGAACAUGAAGGCUGCCUGGGCCCAGGUGAAAAACUACAGCCUGACUGUGUGGUGUGAGAACACAGUGUCCCCGAAACUCUCGGAGGAACCGUCAUCCCAUCUUAUAAUGGAGGAGACAAGGCAAAGAGAGGUAACCUUGACCAAGAGUACCGCCCAUCAGUAGAGGAGCAAGGGCUCGGUGGGUGGUUUGACUCCAGGGCCUGCCUACAUUCUUGGACACCUUUCUAGACCUCAGGGCCUAGAAAAGACUUAGCUGGAGUUAGGAGCAAAGUUAGAGGCUAGAAGUAGUGGCUACAAGUUAACACUCUUGACCAUCCCUUUGUCUCCGGGAGGGAAAAGUUGCCAUUUCUUCUUGUUGUUGAUGUUAAUUCCUUCCCACAACCAUGGCCCCUGAAAAGCAUCCAUCAACAUACCUGUCAAUGUACCAACACACUUUUUUUUUGGUCUUUUAUGUCAUUUCAUGUAAGUGGAUGGUACAGUACAUAUAUAUUCCUACGAAUAUAUAUACUGUAUGUAUACAUUUUUGUUUUAUCACCCAUUUCAAUAUAUACUCUUCCAUUUUUAUAUAUACUUUUUUGUUGUAAUAGUCCAUUUUUUAAAUGUUUGUUUUUGACAGAAAGAGUGUGUGUGUGUGAGUGUGUGCGCAUGCACACAGGUAGGGUAGAGGCAGAGGAAGAUGGGGGAAAGAGGAUCCAAAGCGAACCUCAGUGCUGACAACAGACAAUCCAAUGCAGGAUUCGAACCCACAAACCAUGAAAUCAUGACCCGGGCCAAAAUCAGAUGCUUAACCCACUGAGCCACCCAGACGCCCCAUAAUAGUCCCUUUCUUUUGAUUGCUGAUGGUAUUGCUAAAAGGUAUUCCAUAGUAUGAAUACUACAAUUUGUUUAUUGAUUCACCUCUUCGUGGAUAUUUGGAUUGUUUCCAGCAUUUGUCUAUUUAUUCUUCAACAAACAUUUGCUGAACACUUCUGCUCUCCCUAGGCACUGGAGGUAUAAAAACUAUUAAGGCAUGGGAUGCUUGGGUGGCUCAGCCGGUUAAGCAUCUUACUCCUUGAUUUCUGCUCAUGUCGUGAUUUCACGAUUCGUGAGUUACAGCCCUGGGUCGGGCUCUGUGCUGACAGCAUGGAGCCUGCUUGGGAUUCUCUCUCUCCCUCUCUCUGCCCCUCCCCUGCUUGCUCAUGCACAUACACACACACACACACUCACACUCUCUCUCUCUCUCUCUCUCUCUCUCUCUCUCUCUCUC